Messenger RNA from Caenorhabditis remanei, 1203 nucleotides. RefSeq lists its product as uncharacterized. The record is from RefSeq and is a predicted model, not a curated record. Bases 1 to 1203 code for a protein of 400 amino acids. Gene Ontology annotation, molecular function: alpha-1,3-mannosyltransferase activity; GDP-Man:Man(1)GlcNAc(2)-PP-Dol alpha-1,3-mannosyltransferase activity. The transcript is spliced from 4 exons. NCBI's taxonomy places the organism in Eukaryota, Metazoa, Nematoda, Chromadorea, Rhabditida, Rhabditidae.
AUGGUACGAGUGACCAUUCUCCAUCCCGAUCUAGGAAUUGGUGGCGCUGAAAGAUUAAUUGUUGAUGCUGCAAUCGGAUUGCAAGAAAGAGGUCACUCAGUUAGAGUUGUUACCAAUCAAUACAACAAAGAACAUUGUUUCCAAGAAACUUUGAAUUUAGAUAUCUGCACUGUUGUACAGUGGAUUCCUCGUUCUCUCUUCGGAAAAUGCCAUGCGUUUCUGGCAUAUUUGAAGAUGAUUAUUGCUGCAUUUUACAUAGUUUUUUUCAAUGGUGAUGCAGAUGUUAUUCUUUCGGAUUCUGUAUCUGCUGGUCAAUUCGUUCUACGAUAUCUUUCAAAUGCUAAACUUAUUUUCUACUGUCAUUAUCCUGAUAGACUUCUGACUAAAAGAGAAAGUCACUUGAAGUCAUUCUACCGAGUGAUCAUUGAUUGGAUCGAAGAAUACACGACUGGACUAGCUGAUGUUAUUUGUGUCAACAGCAAAUUUACGAAAGGAGUGGUAGUUGAAACGUUCAAAUCUUUGCAAUCCAGAGAACUGACAGUAUUGUAUCCAUCGCUGAAUACUGCAUUCUUCGACUCCGUUCAAAGUUCUGAUGAUCUUGGAAAGGCUAUAAAAAUAAACGAGAAAUACAUUUUCACUUCUUUUAAUCGGUUUGAGCGGAAGAAAAAUGUGAUUUUGGCAUUGGACGCUUUUGCUCAACUGAAAUCGAAUCUCGCAUCUGAUCAAUUCGCUAAAUGUCAUCUUGUGAUUGCUGGUGGAUAUGAUAAGAAGAAUCCGGAGAACAUCCAACAUUAUGAAGAGCUCAAAAACCAUCAAGUCAACCUUGAACUACCAGAUAAUCAGGUCACAUUCCUCCGCUCCCCAACUGAUGAACAGAAAAUAAACAUCAUCCGAAAAAGUCGAGCUGUUCUCUACACUCCUGAUCGGGAACAUUUUGGGAUUGUACCGGUUGAAGCAAUGUACUUAGGAACUCCAGUAAUUGCUGUCAACACUGGUGGCCCACGUGAAACAGUACGAGACAAUGAAACAGGAUUUUUGGUUACUCAAACUGCUGAAUCAUUUGCUGGGAAAAUGAUUGAACUUCUGCAAGACGAGGCUAAAUAUCAGAGAUUGAGUGAAGAAGGUCCGAAAUGGGUUCAACAAAUGUUUGCUUUUGAAGCAUUCUCUCGGAAGUUGGACGAAAUAGUUCAAUCUGUACUUUAA